AUGUCAUCAUCAUCCCUUCCCAACCAUUCCUCAACAACAACAACAACAACGGCACUACCCAAAUUUUCACCAAAAAACUCAUCCUAUGACAAGCCACUGAUUGCAUUGAUUGGUGAAACAUCUGGAACGGAAUUGACUGAUUUCAUCAUACCAUACAGUGUUCUUGUUGAAGCCAAUGUUGCUUCCCGAGUGCUGACUGUUUCGACUUUGAAAGACGAACCCAUUCACUUAUUUCCCACUUCAUGCAAACUUCUGGCUCAUACUCAUAUCGAUGAGUUUAAUGAACAGUAUCCACAGGGAGCUGACUAUUUAUUCGUACCUGCUGUGAAAAACAAUUCCAAUACUCGCUUGUUGAAAUUUGUGAGAGAACAAUUCAAGAAAGGUGCCACUGUGAUUAGUAUUUGUGAUGGUGUUUGGGUUGUUGUCCAUGCAGGUUUGUUUGAAAAGGAUGAGACAUGCUUGACGACAACAGCAACACCACUACGCGGGGUAGGUCAUUGGUAUUCGAUGGACAAGUUACGAAAACAACAUCCUCAUGUGGAAUGGGUAAGCAAUGCAAGAUAUGUCGUUUCUACCACUGCAUCUCAUGGGACUCUUAUUUCUACUUCUGGAAUUUCUGCCUCCAUUCCUGUGAGUUUAGCAUUGGUUGAAGCCAUUGCUGGACAUGAACAUGCUCAACAAGUGGCUGUGAAAUUUGGAGCUAGUGAUUGGAGUGCACAACAUUGUAGUGAUGAUUUCAAGCUGACCCUGAAACGAGCGUUCACAUUGUCGAGUAAUUUUGUGAGCUUUUGGAAACAUGAAAAGGUUGGAAUUUUAGUGAAUGCUUCUCCAGGGCAAAAUCAAGAAGAAACAGCAGUCGAUGAAAUGAAAUUGGCUUUGGUAGCUGAUUGUUAUUCGAGAACGUACCUUUCUCAAGGUUGUUGUGUGUAUAGAGAGGAGAAACGAGAAACAAAUGCUGCCAACAAGAAAGAAACCACAAAGACCACUACUUUUAAAACGUUGAGAGGUUUAACAUGGAUCCCAGAUCUUGUUGCUGUGGGUGCUCAUGAAGAGGCAUCUCAAUUUCUUAAAAGGCACACCAAUCGAACCGUUGAUUUAUCGAGCUCUUCAGAAAAUGCAGCACUCAAUGCCACUCAAUUAUUGAACAAAACCUUACAAGACAUUUCAGAACAAUAUGGAGAAGCUACUCGUGAUUGGUGGAGAUGUGAAAAGGGAGAGGACGUCCCUGAAGAUGACCCAACCAUUUUCAAUGCUCUUGUUGAAAUUCCAAUGGGUUCAAAGGUCAAGUAUGAAUUGGAUAAAGAGUCUGGCUUGUUGAAGGUCGACCGUAUUCUCUCUUCAUCUGUUGUCUAUCCAACCAACUAUGGUUUCAUUCCACAAACCUAUGGUGAAGAUAAUGACCCACUUGAUGUUUUGGUCUUGAUGCAACAAUCUGUUGCUCCAAUGAUUUUCCUCAGAGUCAAGCCAAUCGGUGUCAUGAUCAUGAUUGACCAAGGUGAGAGAGAUGACAAGAUUGUCUGUGUCCACGCUGACGAUCCAGAAUACAAUCAUUACAAUGACAUUGCUGAAUUGCCACCACACAAGUUACAAGAAUUGAAGAUUUUCUUUGAGGACUAUAAAAAGUUGGAAAAGAAGGUUGUUAAGGUUGAGGGUUACCAAGGACCAGCUGAGGCCCGUCAAAUUGUUGCCAAGGGUAUCAAGGCAUACAAGGAGUAUGUCAAGGAAAAGGAGAAGGCUGGACAAAGUCUAAUGUCACCUAAGUUGCAAGCUUACAAGUCAUUCUUUGGAAGUGAGCAAUAA
Naegleria lovaniensis is the source of this 1800-nucleotide messenger RNA. RefSeq lists its product as uncharacterized. The coding region runs from base 1 to 1800 and encodes 599 amino acids. The record is from RefSeq and is a predicted model, not a curated record. Gene Ontology annotation, biological process: phosphate-containing compound metabolic process. NCBI's taxonomy places the organism in Eukaryota, Heterolobosea, Eutetramitea, Acrasida, Naegleriidae. Gene Ontology annotation, molecular function: inorganic diphosphate phosphatase activity; magnesium ion binding. Gene Ontology annotation, cellular component: cytoplasm. The transcript is spliced from 4 exons.